AUGAUUUAUCAGCAAAUCUUAGCGACAAAACUUGAGGCCAAAUUGAUGCCAAUUGACGAAAUAUCGACUGAAUUACUUGCUGAGGACUUCUUCACAUCGAUCAACCUGACUGCCAUGCCGGACUUAUUCUUGGAGAAGUCAAUUCUGACGAAGCAGGACGGUAUGGACAUAAUCUGCCACGCGAGCGCAUGGGACUUUUACGACAGCAAGGAUUUCAGGAUUAAGCAGUGUACGCGCGUCAACAUGGAGGACCUGAUGACGGCGCAUCACGAGAUGGGCCACAUCGAAUAUUAUCUACAGUACAAGGAUCAGCCCACGAUCUUCAAGGAGGGCGCGAAUCCAGGCUUCCACGAGGCGGUCGGUGACGUCAUCUCUCUCAGCGCGCCCAUCCCGCGUCAUCUCAAGGUCGGUCUACUACAAGACGACACGACCGACCGGGAAACAUUGCUCAAUCACCUCCACGCGAAGAGUUUCGACAAAAUCGUCUUCCUGCCGUUCGCUUAUAUAAUGGACAAAUGGCGCUGGAACGUGUUCCAGGGAAAAGUUACGCCCAACAAUUACAACUGUAACUGGUCAGUAUUUUAG
Wasmannia auropunctata (little fire ant) is the source of this 585-nucleotide messenger RNA. RefSeq names its product angiotensin-converting enzyme-like. Gene Ontology annotation, molecular function: metallopeptidase activity; peptidyl-dipeptidase activity. NCBI's taxonomy places the organism in Eukaryota, Metazoa, Arthropoda, Insecta, Hymenoptera, Formicidae. Gene Ontology annotation, cellular component: plasma membrane. The record is from RefSeq and is a predicted model, not a curated record. Gene Ontology annotation, biological process: proteolysis.